Bemisia tabaci is the source of this 3140-nucleotide messenger RNA. RefSeq names its product BRCA1-associated protein. NCBI's taxonomy places the organism in Eukaryota, Metazoa, Arthropoda, Insecta, Hemiptera, Aleyrodidae. Gene Ontology annotation, biological process: protein ubiquitination; Ras protein signal transduction. Gene Ontology annotation, cellular component: cytoplasm. The record is from RefSeq and is a predicted model, not a curated record. Gene Ontology annotation, molecular function: zinc ion binding; ubiquitin protein ligase activity.
CUUUGUUUACAUGAAUUUCGUAGUUCCGUGAGUUAAAUUUUUCUCUGCACACUUCGCCUUCAAGGCAAGUGCCCAGCUCGAGUACUGGCUAUUUAGUCGCAAGUUUUUUUGCAGGAUUUUACCAGUUCGUUUUCAAGCUAGGUCAUCCACUGCUUCUUGCACGUUGAUCUUAAAUGUAGGAUCCUUGGAAUGUGAGCCAAUCCCGUACUUUUCUUUCUCCAAUGUCUGUGGCUCUUUGUGUCUUUAGAUUUGAAAUUUGUGACCUUUCUGAAGAUUCUGAAGAACUUUCUGGUGCGAUGGCUCUGCAAGACAGCAAACUCCGGGCCAUGAGAGGUCGCAGAAAACCACAGCAAAUCACCGUGGAAUCUUACCAAGCUGAGGAUGAACCAACCAAAGCCUUACUUGGAGAUAGUGCCAGACCAACAACUUCCUUUGAUGAUUCUCAGUCCAGCAAGCCGCAGAUUUCAAAAGCUGAAAAAUGCGGUGGAAAGGAUGAUCAAAUCAGCUUUGUGUCAGGCAAUCCAUUUGUUGAAGUUACAAAAGGAAUUUUGCAUCUGUAUAAAGAGGACAAAUUAACAAGCAUGGAAAAUGCAUCAAAAGCUGGACAAACAGUUUGUAUAUUAGCCGUUCCUGCCUCCAUGACUUGUCAUGAUCUUCUAUCCUUUAUAGCAGCAUGUCAAGAUACGAUUUCAUGCGUACGAAUUGUUCGUGAUGGGUCAGUUGUGAAUCAGUAUAUGACACUAAUCACAUUUCGCACUCAGCAAGCUGCCGAGGAAUUCUAUCAAUUAUUCAAUGGCGUCCCAUUCAAUUCUUUAGAGCCUGACUUUGUUUGCAAUUUGGUUUUCGUGAGACGAGUGGAAGUUCUUGGAGAAAACAACAAUGGUGCAAUCCCACCGAGUGGUCACACUGAGCUUCCAAUUUGCCCUGUAUGCCUAGAAAGGAUGGACGAAUCUGUGGACGGAAUUCUCACCAUUUUGUGCAAUCAUUCUUUCCAUGGCACAUGUAUCGCCAAAUGGGGGGAUAUAAGCUGUCCCGUUUGCCGCUAUGUUCAAACUCCAGAAUUGGUGACUGACAGUUUUUGCUCUGAGUGUCAGUCUGCAGAUUCAUUGUGGAUCUGCCUCAUUUGUGGUCAUGUGGGUUGUGGCAGAUACACUCAAGGCCAUGCCUAUCAGCAUUAUGUUGAAACACAACAUUGCUACUCGAUGCAUCUUGGGAACAAUAGAGUCUGGGAUUAUGUUGGUGACAAUUUUGUACAUCGUAUUCUGAUGAACAAAGGUGAUGGGAAAUUAGUCGAAGGAGAGUCAGAGAAAAGUGAAGCUGUUGAAGACAAAAUGGAUUCUGUUCAAUUAGAAUUCACAUACCUACUAACAUCACAACUGGACUCACAAAGACAGUACUUCGAAGACAAAUUAUCUCGUCUAGAAUCACAGCGCUUAUGUGAAUUAUCUGACUUGAAAGACACUACCCGAAAGGCUGUCGAGGAAAAAAGGAAACUGGAGCAAAAAUUGUCAACUCUUGUCAAAGAAAAACAAACCAAUGACAAAAAACUCCAUCAAAUCAGCACUCGUCUUUCUCAAACACAGUCAGAGCUGAGUGAUGAGAGACAGUUGAGUCAAGCCCUCCAAGAAAAUCAGACAGCCUGGCAAUCGAGAUUCAGCAAUCUUGAAAAAGAAUUUAAAGACUUCAAAUCCAGCAGAGAUGAGGAAAUGAAGGAGUUGAAAGAGCAGAUCAGGGAUUUAAUGUUCACUUUGGAAGCUCAAAACUUCAUAGCAAACAGUGACAACCGAGAUGAAAUAGCAGAAGGUCGUAUAGUUGUUGGUAGUAGUAAUGCAGCUGACAAACCUGCCACUUCUCAAAGAAGGCGAAAAAAGCGCUAGGUGUGUGGAAAUGGAUCAUUUUUAAUCCUUCAAUAUCAGGACUAUUUGUGAUAAAAAUAAUUUUGAAUACUACGUCAACGUUUUUCAAUUUCUUCCAGAUUCGUUUUGUAUUAGCUUUGAAUGUCUUGUUGACUUUUUUUUUCUUAACCUGUUAACUUCCUCCUUCAAAAGACUUUCAUUUUUUUAUUCUAAGCUAUCUUUUUCUGAAAUCAAUCAGAGUUUGAAUUUUGUUAGCUCUGGCGCGUCAUUUCCUAAUUGAAUCAUAAAAGAAAUUUGAAACAGAAAUCAGUUGCCAUGUCCAGCUACUCCUAUUGAAGAUAUACUCAAUGGAACAAAAAUUUAGUCUUGAAGCAUCAGUUUGUAUUGAUCCACUUUGUUAGAGAUGUCAAGAUAUAAGCAGAAUUUGUCUCAGUUUUAUCACCAGAUUAUUCAAAGUGAGAGGAUUUAUGUUUAAAAGACAAGUGCUUUCAAGAAGGUGUCAAAAGUUUUCAAAGAGCAAUACAUAUACCUACUCAUGAAUACUCAUGAUACAUGAAAAAUUCAAUGUGAAAAAAUGCCCUCAUCAAUGCUUUAAUUGUCCAAUGAAAUUUUCCAAGUAGUAUGCUUGUAAUGUCAAUUUAUAUCUAAAAUUGAGGAGUCGCUUCAUUUUUAUCUAAAAGAUGGCUUUUUGAUGGGCAUUUUUAUGUUGCUUUGGAAAAACUUUCGUUUCCUCUGAUUUGUAAGCAGAGUAUGCUUCUUCUCUUGCUUCCCGCUAAUCUAAUCAGAUGGUGUUUUUCUUAGUAUGCACAAGCAACGCCCGUGAACCGGAUUUUUUCUCUUCUUUUAUAUAAUGUUAUUUUUUCACUACUCAUUAUUUUGGGAAUAUCAAUAGAAAAAAAUUUCAUGGUACCAUCUCUAUCUGAACUUAAAGGGCCCCUCUUCAGCAAGACAUUCAUGAUCACAGAUUAGUUUUUCACCAGUGCAUUUUAUAUAUUCUGCUAAAAACUUUGAGCAGUACGGAUUUUUUAAUUAUCAUGGUCUUUAACUUUAACAUUAGUGACUUUAAUAGCAACAUUUUCUACGCACUGUUGAUAGUCAUCAGUUUAAUGGCAUAAUCAGAAGGAAAUCAAUCCAAAUUUAUUCCUACUAAGUAUUAUCUUUAAGCUCAGUGAUCCAGAAGUAAGUUUCUUCUUUUUUUAUUAUUAUUAAUUAGACCUAUGCUUGUUCUUUGGGUUCUGUUACCAAUUCUCUGUGAUUUCCAAUAAAUUUUAUUUUAUUAUAGAA